AAGCGGCUUGAGAGGCUCGAGGCUCGAGGGGAAACACGCGCUGUCAGUCGAGGCGUCAGAACACUCUCGUCUCCUAUCAGUUCCUAUAGCAAGCGUAGAACACUCUCUACCCCCAACUCACAACACAUACAAUACAUACACUAGUACACUCACUACAUGCCAUAAUGGACCUGGUCAACACAGCCUCCCUCGGCCCGACCUCCCUCGACAACAUCCGCGCAGAGCUCGUGCGCAUGGAGGACUCUAUCAUCUUCGCACUGAUAGAACGAGCGCAGUUCGCUCAAAACACGAAUAUCUACCAGAAGGGGUUCUUUGAGGGCCUCGACUCGAGUUUUAUGGAGUUUUUGCUGCACGAGAUAGAAUGCGCUCAUGCCAAAGGCCGCCGGUACACAAGUCCCGAUGAAUACCCCUUCACCUCCCCCCUCCCCCCACCCGUGCUGCCCGCCCUCUCCUUCCCCCCAUUACUGCAUCGCAACACCAUCAACCUAAACGACCAGAUCAUGGACAUCUACAUCACCAAGAUCGUGCCCCAGCUCUGUCCGAAAGGCGAUGACGCGAAUCAUGGGAGCGCGGCGGCGAAGGAUGUGGAUGCGUUGCAGUUGUUGAGCCGCAGGAUACAUUACGGAAAGUUUGUGGCCGAGGCCAAGUUCAACGAUCCGGAACACCACGACCUGUACGUCGAGCUGAUCAAGGCACAGGACGGUGACAAGAUCAUGGAUCUCCUAACAAACCAUACGGUCGAACGCCGUCUCCUCCGCCGUCUCCGCCGCAAAGCACUCAUCUACGGGCAAGAAGUCGAUGAAGAUGACGACGAGCUCCCCACGCCGACACACACCACCCCCAACAAUCACACCCACAAUCACAAUCACACACAUCCAUCAACCACAACCACACCAACAACACACCAAAAACCCGACCCAUCGACAAAAACACCCCGUCUGUCCCGCGACGUCGUGGCAGACAUGUACGAGCGGUUCGUGAUCCCGCUGACGAAGCAGGUGGAGGUGGAUUACCUGUUGACGCGGUUAGGGUGAUGUCCCUUGGCAUUAACGGUAAUGAUGGUCAUUCGUGCCCGCUGUGAAUUUUGGGGUCGUGAUAUGCGAGCACCCCCUUUUUGUAUAGGCAGUUUGGUCCGCAUAAGCUACUACGUACUCGUUUAAUUUUCGCAUUUCAUGUAAUCCACAGUAAUGACACAUCGUAUCAACAUAGAUCAGAACUGCGU
Molecule: messenger RNA, 1222 nt
Organism: Fimicolochytrium jonesii
Lineage: Eukaryota; Fungi; Chytridiomycota; Chytridiomycetes; Spizellomycetales; Powellomycetaceae
Product: chorismate mutase
Exons: 6
Coding region: 165-1034 (289 amino acids)
Biological process (GO): chorismate metabolic process; aromatic amino acid biosynthetic process
Cellular component (GO): cytoplasm
Molecular function (GO): chorismate mutase activity
Source: RefSeq, a predicted model, not a curated record